This is a messenger RNA of Petromyzon marinus (sea lamprey), 2757 nucleotides long. Lineage: Eukaryota; Metazoa; Chordata; Hyperoartia; Petromyzontiformes; Petromyzontidae. The record is from RefSeq and is a predicted model, not a curated record.
GGUGACGGUGGUGGUGAUUGUGAUGACGGUGGUGGUGGUGGCGGUGGUGACGGCGGUGGCUACGGUGACGGUGUUGACGAGGAGGGGACGACUGUGGAGGAGCUUGUGGAGAAGGUGGAGGUGGUGGUGAUGGACGACGAUGGCGAGGUGGAGGAUGAAGAUGAGGAGGUGGAUGAGCAGGAUGAGCAGGAUGAGGAGGAGGAGGAGGAUACGCUGCUGCUGCUACAGCGCAAGCAGCGUGAGUUGGUGCUAGCGGCCGAGCUGGGCAAGGCGCUGCUGGAGGCCAACGCUGAGCUGGAGCAGCAGAACGAGCGGCUGCAGUCGGAGAUGAGGGACAGCGUGGAGAGGCUGCACCAGGAGAAGCACUUCCUGCGGCAGCGUCUGGAGCGCUGCUCCUCCGAGUGGGAGUCUCGCGUCGCCGAUCUGGAGGCCGACCUGCAGGCGGCCAGCGCCGAGCUCCAGUCGGCACGGGCGACGCUCAAGAGCGCCGACAGAGAGAGGAGCGCCUCCCUCUCACAGCUCUCGGAGCAGAACCAGAGGCUGCUGGAGCAACUCACCAGGGCUGCCGAGGUGGAGCAGCAGCUGUCUGCACAGGUGUUGGGUCUUCGCGAUGAGUUUCGGGAGAAAAGUUUCUCCACACAGCAGCACCUGGCACGUCUAGAGAGCUUGCAGGCAGAGCAAAUUAAUGAGAUCCGCCUCCUCACCGAGCGAAAGUUGGAGCUGGAGCGACGUCUCCGCGAGGCGGCCCUGGAGAAUGAACAGCUCCAUGCCGCCGUGCAGGAGAUGCAGCAGAGAGACUUUGCUCUGCAGCUCGCGGGCAGAGCCCGCGACGCGCAGCUGCGCGAGUACGAGUUGGAGCUGCAGGAGGCUUGCUCCGGGCGCCGUCAGCUGCAGCUCCGCCUGGACUCCCUGCAGCAGGAGCUGAGCCUCGUGUCGGGCGAGACACACGGAGCCAGCCCCGAGAGCCUGCUCGCGGAGCUGGCUCGCUCCGAGCACUCGCAGAGACUCCAGCAGAGAUCACACGAGGCACGGGGGACACACGGAGCCAGCCCCGAGAGCCUGCUCGCGGAGCUGGCUCGCUCCGAGCACUCGCAGAGACUCCAGCAGAGAUCACACGAGGUGGAGGUGGAGGUGUGGGACGUCUACUGCCAGCUGCACUCCCUCUGCACCCAGCUGCGGCUGCAGCAGCAGCAGCUGCAGCUGGGCUCGCCCGGCUCCCCCGCGGGGUCUCCGGGGCUCACGCGCAGGGGCUCCGCGGCGCCCGCGGGGAUCCCCCCAUUGGACGGCGGGGGCGGGGGGGCGGAGCCCGAGGGGGCGGGGCCCAAGGGGCUUCCCUCAUUGGACGACAAGGGGCCCGACGAGCCGGCGGGGCUUCCCUCAUUGGACGACAGGGCCGAGGGGGCGGAGACGAACGCGCUCCCUUCAUUGGACGACGGGGGAUCCAAUGAACUCGAGGGGCUUCCCUCAUUGGACGACAGGGGAUCCAAUGAACUCACGGGGCUUCCCUCAUUGGACGACAGGGCCGAGGGGGCGGAGACCAAGGGGCUCCCCUCAUUGGACGACAGGGGAUCCAAUGAACUUAAAGGGCUUCCCUCAUUGGACGACACGGCCGAGGGGGCGGAGACGAAGGGGCUUCUCUCAUUGGACGACAGGGGAUCCAAUGAACUCACAGGGCUUCCCUCAUUGGACGACAGGGGAUCCAAUGAACUCACGGGGCUUCGCUCAUUGGACGACAGGGCCGAGGGGGCGGGCCUCAUGGGGCUUCCCUCAUUGGACGACAGGUGCGAGGGGGCGGAGCCCGGUGGACUUGACAGGAGCCUCAAUGAACUCAGAGGGCCUCUCCGAUUGGACGACGGGGGUUCCCGUGAAUUUGCUGGCCUUCCCUCAUUGGAGGAGGGAGAGAGGGCAGAGCCCGAGGGGCUGCCCCGAUUGGAUGAGGGCGGGGGCGUGGCCCCGGGCGGUCUGCGGGUGAUGGUGAAGGAGCUGAAGCAGCUUGUGAGCGCCGUGGUGCUCACCAGCGCCAACGAGCUGCGACGCUGCAGGCAGCAGCGCUGCGGCCUGGAGCAGCGAGUCUCCCGCCUGACGCUCAGCCUCUCGGCCACGCGGGAGACGCUGGAGACGCAGGCGGAGACACUGAGACACGGGGACGCCGAGACACGGGCACUCAGGGGAGAGCUGGCCGUCUGCUCACUGCAGUUGGCCUCUGCGCGGGAGGAGAAGGAGCGGCUCCAGGCAGAGGUGAUGAGGUGGAGAGGCGACGAGGACGAGGAGGAGGAGGAUGAGGAGGCGGAGGCGGAGGGAGACACGGGGAGGAGGAGGAGGAGGAGGAGAGGGGGGAGCGAUGAGGAGGACUCGGAGGAGGUUCUGAGGAGGGCACUGCAAGAGCGCGACGACGCCAUCAACAAGAGGAGUGUGCUAGAGAUGGAGCUGGCCGUCUGUAAGAUCGACCUCAUGGCCCUCAACUCGCAGCUGCUGGACGCCAUCCAGCAGAAGGUCGAUCUCAGUCAGGAGCUCGAGGCCUGGCAGGACGACAUGCACGCGGUGAUCAGCCAGCAGCUGAAGGAGAAGCACCGACGCGGCACCGCCGCCAGGAGCCCCCCAGGAGCGCUGCAGCAGCUGGGGGUCCUCUCCUCCCUGUGGGGGGGGGCCGGGGGGGGCGGAGGGGCCGGGGGGGCCUCCCCGGCACCGCCGGCGCUGCACGAGAUGCUGCAGGCAGAGGGGAAGACCUUGCUGGCGGCCAUCUUCAAGAAGAGCUGA